AUGAGGAUGCAAAAAUGGAUUGAUAAACCCUAUGUGGUUGAAUCCUCAGAUUUUGAAGACGGUGAUGAGCGUGAUGGUAAAGAAGACACUGAUGAAGUCGCUAAUAAAGACAAUGGUGAUGAUAAUUAUAAACAAGGUACUCUUAGUAUAGAAGGGGCUGACAAAGAAGAAGACUUUGAUAAACAUGAAGAAAGAUCAGUCACUGAUAAUGGAGAACACUUUGCUCAGGGAAUGAAUUCUCCUCCAAGAAUGAACAAGCACAUUCGAUUUUCACCUACUUCUUCAUCCACUCCUUCUGCAGAUGUUAUUGUACAACAUGGAUCAACCUCUCAUUUUGUGGAAACUGUUGAACCAAUGAUAAAAUAUGAGUUAACAUCUCCUUCUCCUUAA
Molecule: messenger RNA, 390 nt
Organism: Lactuca saligna
Lineage: Eukaryota; Viridiplantae; Streptophyta; Magnoliopsida; Asterales; Asteraceae
Source: the annotation of a GenBank genome assembly